GGAACUCACCCCGAGGUCACCAUCCACUCCGUUCUUGUCGCCGACCACCCCAUCCACUCCGCUUGAAAGCGCCAAAGCCAUCUCGGCCCAUCUCUUUACGACAAGAGACAUUUGCCCCACAGCACCACCCUUCGUCACAUCCUCCCUCCACGUCCCCGCUUUGGGAUCACAUCACGAUGCUCGUCCUCACCGAGACGCCCAUUGGCUUCGCCGUCUUCAAGCUCGGCAACGACUACAAGCUCGACAACAAGGACCUGUGGAAGGAGUUUGAGAGCCCAGAGAAGGCCAACAAGGCGCUCAAGCUGCAGGCCCUGCAGCGCUUCACUUCGACCGCCUCGGCAGUUGAGGACCUCGCCGCAAUCCAGGAUGGGCGCCUGACGGACACUCUCGAGAAGUUCAUCUCGGAGGCAGCCGCUGGCGGUGAGGACAAGAAGAAGAAGAAGAAGGUUGAAGAGAUGCUCAUCGUCUCGGAGCCCAAGCUCGCCGCAACCAUCACGAAGAGCCUCAAGAUUCCCGUUCUCUCUGACUCGACCACCCAGGACCUCUACCGUGGUAUCCGCCAGCAGCUUUCGUCGCUGCUCGGUGGGAUUGACCAGAAGGACCUGAACACCAUGGCUCUCGGUCUCGGCCACUCGCUCUCGCGCUUCAAGCUGAAGUUCUCCACCGACAAGGUCGACACCAUGGUCAUCCAGGCCAUUGCCCUCCUCGACGACCUCGACAAGGAGAUCAACAUCUACUCGAUGCGUGUCAAGGAGUGGUUCGGCUGGCACUUCCCCGAGAUGGGCAAGAUCAUCACCGACAACCUUGCGUACGCUCGCGUCGUGAAGGCCAUGGGCUUCCGCACCAACGCUGCCACCACCGACUUCUCUAUGAUCCUUCCCGAGGAGCUUGAGGCGAGCAUCAAGCAGGCCGCCGAGCUCUCUAUGGGUACCGAGAUCUCUGACACCGACAUGGCCCACAUCAACUCGCUCUGCGACCAGGUCAUCUCCAUCACCGAGUACCGCACCCAGCUGAGCGAGUACCUCAGCAACCGCAUGAAGGCGAUUGCGCCCAACCUUACUGCGCUCGUCGGCGAGCUCGUCGGCGCGCGCCUCAUCUCCCACGCCGGCUCGCUCAUGAACCUUGCCAAGUUCCCCGCCUCGACCGUCCAGAUCCUUGGUGCGGAGAAGGCCCUCUUCCGCGCCCUCAAGACCAAGCACGACACGCCCAAGUACGGCAUCAUUUACCACGCCUCGCUUGUCGGCCAGGCGCCCCAGAAGCUCAAGGGCAAGAUGGCGCGCAUGACCGCGACCAAGGCGUCGCUCUCCAUCCGUGUCGACGCCCUCUCGGAUGCCGACACCAAGAUGGACGUGCAGGCCGCCCAGAUCGGUAUUGAGAACCGCACGAAGCUCGAGUCGCGCCUGCGCGCCCUCGAGCACCGGGCCGGCAUCGCCUCGGUGCGCACCGCGACCUCGGGCUCUGGCCGCCAGCAGCCCAAGUUCGAGCUGACGGGCACAUCGGGGGGAUACAACGCCGCGACAGACGCUGUCAAGCCCAACGGCCUGCUCGCGACCGAGCCCGAGAAGGAGGAGAAGAAGGACAAGAAGAAGAAGCGGAAGAGCGAGGCGGCCGACGAGACGAUGGAGGUCGACCCGGAUGAGACGGUCGUGGUUGGCGAGACCAAGGAGGAGCGCAAGGCAAGGAAAGCGGCCAAGAAGGCCGCCAAGGAGGCCAAGGAGGACAAGAAGAAGCGCCGCGCGUCUGAAGCCGCGGACGGGGAUGGCGAGAAGAAGAAGAAGAAGAAGCGUGCCUCCGAGGCCGCCUAAUCGUCUCCCUCUACUCGCAUCUAUCUCUACCCAUCGCUUGUUGCUUGCAUUGUCACUGGAUAUCCGCUGCGCUGGGCAGCUGCUGUAUGCACAUUAUACCUUCCGCCGUUGGGACACGAGAUGGUGCUGCACUGCAGCGCCAUUGCCUUGCGCAGCUCUUGCGUCAUCGACAGUGCAAAGUUUGCUCCUGACUUUCUCUACAGUUUGCGUACGCGGGGAGGGCCGUUCCCAAAUUCUCGCCUCCACAUCAUAUAUCUAUAAGCUAGGCAUACAUUUGAACUCUACAGACAAUGAACGAGC
Messenger RNA from Cutaneotrichosporon oleaginosum, 2105 nucleotides. RefSeq lists its product as uncharacterized. The record is from RefSeq and is a predicted model, not a curated record. Gene Ontology annotation, molecular function: snoRNA binding. NCBI's taxonomy places the organism in Eukaryota, Fungi, Basidiomycota, Tremellomycetes, Trichosporonales, Trichosporonaceae. Gene Ontology annotation, cellular component: box C/D methylation guide snoRNP complex; small-subunit processome.